AUGGAUUAUGAAGAGAGGGCCGUUGGGCCCAUCCGCUACGUAAGGAAGACCAAAUCCUGGAGCUUCCCAUCGGUUAACCCAGCCAUGCCAUCAUUGUUGUAUACGGGAGUGACGAAGACGGUGAUUCCAUCGACAUCAAAGAUGGUUAUUGCAUCCAAGUCGGUGAUUCCAUCACCUCCAUACACCGCCAAUCCCAAGCUAUUCAGUACACAUGGUCGACCCCCCAAGAAGGAAAUCAAAUCGAUCCUGAAGCAAUACCCGGAUUUGUACUUAGUGCGCUUCCCUUGGCUGCUUCAUGAACCCCUCGAGUCAUCGACAGCGAGAAAUUACAAUUUUCCCCCGUCAGCACUGCUGGACUUGGGGUACGCCGCAGUUUCCCCUCAGGAUUCCAGUCACAUCUCGAUCGCAGCGACUGUGACCGGAGAAGAUAGAAAUGUCAUCUCACUGCGCAUGAUACUUGAGGAUACUCUGAAGCUGCCGCUUGUUGAAUCUACAGUAUUGGUCCCAGCCAUCAGCGAUGAAGAAGCGACUGAAUGGUCGAUACCAGGAGCUCGUAUCCAACAAAUAUGCUUUUCACAACCUCCCGAGAGCGAGAGACAAGGCACGUGGAUGGCUGCUCGCCUUCUUUACUCGACCGUGAUAUUUCGGCCUCUAUACAGACGUGCUCCAACCGCACCUAUCAACCUCUACAAUGGUAAUCUCACGACGAACCUGGCUUCACUACGGACGUCUCGCCUGGAUGCGAAUCCCCUCGUCGAGAUCCCGAUCACAUGGACCGGGGGCCACCCGCAUGCUGAUGUAGCAUUUCACCCUAGCCAUCAAAACACGUUGGCUAUCACUGACAUUAGGGGCAACUGGAGUAUUUGGGAAGUACAAACCAACAAUAAAGGAGGCAAACCCAACGCCCUCGUUCCUGGCCCCAGAGGGUCAAUAUCAACACUCGAUCAAAUAGACACCGACAAUGAUAAGCCUGCUGACUGGGCAUCCAUUCAGUGGGUUCUUGAUUCCUCGACAAUCCUGGUUGCUGAUCGCCGAUCCGCCAUGCUUUUUCAUCUAGAGGGGAUCGAACCUCGUGCCAUCCAAUUGAAAUUGGGGACCCACCCUGUUGUAAUGGAAGGCCCUGAAAGAAAGAGCCAGCCUGAAUGGGUCCUUGAUGUGAAGAGGAGCCCCCAAAACACAGCGCAGUUCUGUAUCCUCACGUCAGCCCGACUUCUGCUCUUCGAUAUAACAACUGCACCGUGGGAUCAAGAGGAUAGGCACGAGCCUCUGGAAGCAUCACUAGUCAGGCAUCUUCAUCGAGAUACUUACAACUUUGACACGACCUUGAGGCUUAGUGAUUUAUUGAUCGGAGACUAUUUGUAUCUCGUCGUGUACUCCCGCGUCAGUGAGGUUGUUGAGGUAUUUCCGUGUCCCUAUGCUAGUGAUCGACGGACGGAGGGAUUCUUUGGUUCCGGUUUCUUCUUGAAUUUCCAACCACCACUAGAUCCGUCUUCCAUAGGUGAUGUGCCUUCUAAUACAUCGCUCCGCUACUCGACAUUUGUGUUCAAAGAAGUCAAUCAUUCGCCUGCCCAUGGAAGUGCACACAGUGAUAUGACUCUUGUAAAGCUUUUCUGGAUGGAUCCAUCUUUCGCUGUGCAUGAAACGCUUUUCAAGGGCCCAUCACACCGGAGCUUGCGAAAGCGCAUGGGAAUCGAAAAUCAUGUCAACCACUAUAUCCUUCGUGCGAGUAAACGCCCCUUUGAGAGAGUUGGCGAUGAUUUUGUGGUUGACGACUGGCAUGAGCCUGUAAUGCCUCCUCACAAUAAGGCCCGAACUACGCGGACUACGCAGACUAUGGUCCGAACUCAGGCCCGGACUGCGGCCCGAUCCACUAAUCAUCAAACUACCUACGAAGGCUUGCGCUGGACUCUCAACCUAAGUCUCCUCUAUAAACGUUGCUUGAAGGGUGUUGCUGGCUGUUUUGCUCAGGCAAAGCUUGAACAGUCUCGGCCUACCAUUGACCAAAUUAUUCGUGAUCUGGAUAGCGUAACAGUCGGGGACGCGAAACCCCGGCAGAACUGUCGAUCACUGUUCCAGAUUAGCGGUCGACCGGUGUCAAAUGAUAUCGAGGAAAGUGUGCAUGACACGAAACGUCUUGUAUCGACCAUUCUUCCUGACAACCCCGAUCUUAAACCCCAACAUCAAUUUUUGAUUCUCUCGCGCCGAUUUUGCAAUGUGUUUCCAGCCAUGUCAGUAGCUUCUCGGGAGAAGAAGUCGGGCCUGGAUUUUUUGGAGAUUUAUGACCAACUCGUCCAUCAGUGGCUCACCAAUCUCCCAAAUGACAUACCUCACUCGACGCGUCGGAUGAAAGAGAAAAUCAUUCGUGGCGUCGCCCUCGAUGUUUUCUUGGCAAGAAUUAUUCAAAUCCCCAAUGAGUCCAAGGUGGUCAACCCACAGAUAGAUGGACUCUCCAAUGACACACCAGUCCAGGCCGGACCGGCAUCCUCACAGCUUCUUUCAAGCCAAAAUACCGAAUUUGGGAGUCGGAGCUCCCAACCAGAGCCGGAAGAUGAGAAGGCUCCGGCCACGGCCUUCAGUAGUCUCUCUGAAUUCAUCACCUUCAGGAAGCCCCGCCCACUGCCACGAAAUGUCGUCAACGUGCUGUCCCACUGGCAGGUGGGGACUGAUCCCUCCACCUACAAUUGGACACAGGUUUCACAGGGACAGGAGGGGCUUCCUCAACGCCGGGUGCGUAAGAAACGAUCACGGCAAACCCAAUUAUCGCAGACACCGGUCGCCACGCCAUCCUUGUCGCGCAUACCCAGCACUCCCCAAAUUCGGACCUGGGGUAGUCAGCCUGAGGGAUUCCCGGCCAGCAGUCAGCCCUCGAUCAGUGACAAAUUCAUGACUCAGACCGAGCGAGGCCAGUUCGGGGCACGGAAAGUGAAGAGCAACAAGAAGAGGAAGCGGGCAGAAGGGUUUUAG
Messenger RNA from Penicillium longicatenatum, 2964 nucleotides. RefSeq lists its product as uncharacterized. Bases 1 to 2964 code for a protein of 987 amino acids. Gene Ontology annotation, biological process: nucleolar large rRNA transcription by RNA polymerase I. Gene Ontology annotation, cellular component: RNA polymerase I core factor complex. Lineage: Eukaryota; Fungi; Ascomycota; Eurotiomycetes; Eurotiales; Aspergillaceae. The record is from RefSeq and is a predicted model, not a curated record. Gene Ontology annotation, molecular function: RNA polymerase I transcription regulatory region sequence-specific DNA binding; RNA polymerase I general transcription initiation factor binding. The transcript is spliced from 3 exons.